This is a messenger RNA of Dunckerocampus dactyliophorus (ringed pipefish), 8988 nucleotides long. It is a transcript of the gene dock5, whose product is annotated as dedicator of cytokinesis 5. Bases 134 to 5749 code for a protein of 1871 amino acids. Gene Ontology annotation, biological process: cell migration; small GTPase-mediated signal transduction. The record is from RefSeq and is a predicted model, not a curated record. Gene Ontology annotation, cellular component: cytoplasm; plasma membrane. The transcript has 51 exons. Lineage: Eukaryota; Metazoa; Chordata; Actinopteri; Syngnathiformes; Syngnathidae. Gene Ontology annotation, molecular function: small GTPase binding; guanyl-nucleotide exchange factor activity.
CAUGAUGGCGGAACUACUGUAGUAGAGUUCGGGACGAGCAGGAAAAGUGCAACACCCGCCCUCGUUUAUCUAUUGUAAAUAGUUAUUUAUUUAUUUAGAGACACAUUUUUAUCCCCCUUCGCCGUCCAACGCCAUGACACGUUGGGUUCCCACAAAGAAAGAGAAGUACGGCGUGGCAAUCUACAAUUAUGAUCCCAGUGGUGAGCUGGAGCUGUGCUUACAGGUUGGGGACACAGUACACAUACUGGAGAAACUGGAAGGGUGGUAUCGAGGCUACACGCUACGCCAGAAAUCACAUAAGGGCAUUUUUCCAGCUUCCUACAUCCAUUUAAAGGAAGCGUCAGUGGAGGGAAUAGGCCAGCAGGAAAUAAUUAUUCCAGCAGAUUUACCACUGGUGCAGGAGCUUGGAGCUACUCUGAGGGAAUGGGCGCAGAUAUGGCACAAGCUCUUUGUGGUGAACAAAGGCACUCUGUUCCGGACUGUUCAGCAGAUGGCCUACAGUCUCAUUGAAUAUCGAUCACAGAUAGUGUCAGGAACACUACCCAAGGAUGACCUUGUAGAACUCAAAAAGAAAGUCACUGCCAAGAUAGAUUACGGAAACAGAAUUCUGGGCUUGGACUUGGUUGUGCGAGAUGAUGCAGGAAACACACUGGAUCCUGACUGCACAAGCACUGUCAGUCUCUUUCGUGCCCAUGAGACUGCAUCCCGCAGUGUUGAUGACAGGAUACAAGAAGAGAAGACACGACUACAAAAUCUUGAAAUGCGGCGCCAGGCUCUGUUCAAUACGGUGCACACCUACAGUCUCCUCAUGAACCUGAAAAACUUUGUAUGCAACAUUGGAGAAGAUGCUGAGCUGCUCAUGUCUCUUUAUGACCCAGAUCAGUCAGAAUUCAUCAGUGAGAACUUCCUGGUGCGGUGGGACAGUAUGGGGAUGCCUAAAGAAAUUGAGAAACUCAACAAUCUGCCGGCACUAUUCACGGACCUUAGCAGAAGUGACCUAAUGAGGCAGCGUCUCUUCCUGGUGUGUCAGAUCAUCAGAGUAGGAAGCAUGGAGCUGAAAGAGGGAAAAAAACAAACUGGCGGACUGAGGAGACCGUUUGGUGUAGCUGUGAUGGACAUAACAGAUAUUGCUCAUGGCAAAACAGACGACGAGGACAAACAGCAUUUCAUCCCUUUUCAGCAGAUAGCAAUGGAGACCUACAUCCGUCAGAGGCAGCUCAUCAUGUCGCCUCUCAUCCCAUCUCGAGUCAUUGGAGAGAAUGAGCCACUCACUGCUGUUUUCAACAAAGUCAUUGCCACGAGGGAGGUCAAUCACAAGGGCCAGGGAUUGUUUGUGACCCUGAAGCUGCUCCCAGGGGAUCUAGCACAGGUCAGGAAGGACUACCCUCACUUUGUGGACCGCAGCACAGCCAUCGUGAGGAAAAUGGGCUUUCCAGAAAUUAUUCUCCCAGGAAACGUGAGGAAUGAUAUUUACGUAACCUUGCUGCAGGGAGAGUUUGACCGUGGCAAAAAGAAGACACCCAAGAACGUAGAGGUCAUAUUGAGUGUGCAUGAUGAUGAAGGCAAUGCCAUGGAGAAAGCAAUAUUUCCUGGAGCUGGUUACGAUGGUAUUACAGAGUACAAGUCUGUCAUUUACUACCAAGUGAAGCAGCCUUGUUGGAAUGAAACAGUGAAGGUGACAAUUCCCAUUGAAGACGUGUGCCGCUGUCACCUCAGGGUGAUGUUUCGACAUAGAUCCUCCCAGGACUCUCGGGACAAGUCAGAAAAACCCUUUGGUAUGGCUUUUGUCCGACUUAUGAGAGAAGACGGGACAACACUCAGGGACGGAAGGCAUGAACCUAUCGUCUACAAGGUUGAUGUGAAAAAGACAGAAGAUGCCAAAGUGUAUCUGACCUUGCCAGGGACCUGGGCUGAAGUAGAAGAAAAAGAGAAACAAAUGGGGAAGCAGUUCCACCAUUCAGGAGUGAUCCCUGUCACUAAGGACAGCUUCCAGAUUGCCACGCUUACCUGCUCCACUAAACUCACUCAGAAUGUGGAUCUACUUGGCCUGUUGAACUGGAGAUCUAACCCAAAAGAUCUUGAACAAAACCUACAGAGGCUGAUGGAGGUUGAAGGAGGGGAGAUAGUCAAAUUUCUCCAGGACACUCUUGAUGCUCUGUUCAACAUCAUGAUGGACACAUCAGAAAAAGAUACCUAUGACACACUAGUGUUUAAUGCUUUGGUUUUUAUCAUCACACUUAUUGGCGACAUCAAAUUCCAGCACUUUAACCCUGUCCUUGAAACCUACAUUAACAAGCAUUUCAGUGCCACUUUGGCUUACAUGAAACUAACCAGGGUGCUCAACUACUAUGUGGGCCAUGCAGAGGAGCCUGCCCUUACAGAGAAUCUCUAUGCAGCGCUGAAGGCUCUCAAGUAUUUGUUCAGGUUUAUUGUCCAGUCUCGGAUCCUCUACCUAAGGUUCUAUGGAAACAGUGAAGACGGGGAUGCUUUCUUCAACUCAAUUCGCUCUCUGUUCCUCUCAUUCAACACUCUCAUGGACAGACCACUUGAUGAGGGAGUCAAAAUAAAGGGAGCAAUAUUGAAAUACCUCCCCGGCGUCAUUAAUGACAUCCAGUCUGUGUUUGAUCCUGUGGAACUAAGCGUUCUGCUUGCAAAGUUUAUCGAGAGUAUUCCUGACUCUCAGCUUGUACGUCAGAAGCUUGGCUGCAUGUGCAAAAUGGUGGAGAGUGACCUUUUCUUGCAGCCAGAUUGUCGAGAGGUGCUUCUGCCACUUGUCACUGACCAGCUGAGUGGGCAGCUGGAUGACCACUCCAGUAAACCCGACCAUGAGGCCUGUGUCCAACUGCUUAGCACAGUGUUGGACAUUUUGGACCGCAAGGAUGUGGGUCCGACUAGAGGGCAUGUUCAGCUGAUAAUGGAGCGGCUUCUUCGCAGGGUUAAUCGAACUGUGAUCAGCAUGGACAGGUCCUCCCCACUCAUUGGCCACUAUUUAGCCUGCAUGACGGCCAUCCUGAAGCAGAUGGAUGACAUGCAUUAUGCGCACUAUAUCAGCACCUUUAAGACGAGACAGGACAUCAUCGACUUCCUCAUGGAGACAUUCAUCAUGUUUAAGGACCUCAUGGGGAAAGUCUUUCCUGCUGACUGGAUGAUCAUGAACCUGGUGCAGAUGCAGGUCUUCCUGAGGGCCAUCAACCAGUACUCAGAUGUCCUCAACAUGUAUUUUUUAGACCAAGCGCAUUUCGAAUUACAGCUGUGGAAUAACUACUUUCAUUUGACGGUGGCAUUCCUCACUCAUAAGACACUGCAACUGGAAUCCUUCUCCCAAGAGAAACGCAACAAGAUGUUAAACAAAUAUGGUGACAUGAGGAAAGCAGUUGGCUUCAAGAUCAGAGAUAUGUGGCACAAUCUUGGCCCCCAUAAAAUGAAGUUCAUCCCAGCCAUGGUCGGACCCAUUUUGGAGGUCACUCUGGUGCCUGAGCCUGAGCUGAGGAAGGCCACCAUUCCCAUCUUUUUUGAUAUGAUGCAGUGUGAGCACAAUUUCAGCCCUGGGCGCACAUUUGAAACGUUUGAAAAUGAACUGAUAACAAAACUGGAUCAAGAGGUUGAAGGCGGACGAGGAGACGAACAGUACAAAGUCCUGCUGGAAAAAACGUUACUAGAGCACUGCAGACGCCACAGAUAUCUGUCACAGUCAGGAGAGGAGUUGGCGCUGCUGCUGAGCAGCCUGCUGGAGAAUCUCCUGGCAUACCGUACCAUCACACAUGAUGAAAGUCCUGAGCAUCGGAUGAGCUGCACUGUCAAUGUGCUGAAUUUCUACAAGGAAAAGAAGAGGGAGGACAUUUAUAUCCGGUACUUGUACAAGCUGCGGGAUUUACACCUGGACUGUGAGAACUACACAGAGGCUGCCUACACUCUGCUGCUACAUGCUGAAUUACUUGAGUGGUCGGACAAAACCUGUGCACCUCAUCUGAUUCCUCGAGAUGGGAAGCAUGUGUGGACGCAACAGGAACUUAAAGAAAGGCUGUUCCAGGAGAUCAUAUGUUACUUGGACAAAGGCAAGAUGUGGGAGAAGGCCAUUGAGCUCGGCAAACAGCUGGCCAAAAUGCACGAGAGCCACAUGUUUGACUUCAUGGAGCUCAGCCAGCUGCUGAAAAAGCAAGCAGAGUUCUAUGAAAAAAUAAUGCAUGCUAUGCGACCACAGCCAGAAUACUUUGCUGUUGGCUAUUACGGUCUUGGAUUCCCUUCUUUCCUCAGGAAUAAAAUGUUCAUAUACAGAGGCAAAGAGUAUGAGUGGCUUGAAGACUUCAGUUUAAAGCUGCUCUCUCAGUUCCCAAAUGCUGUCCGGAUGACCAGCACAGCACCUCCUGGAGACAACAUUAGCAACUCCCCUGCACAGUACAUCCAGUGCUUUACUGUCAAGCCAGUACUUGUUGUUCCACACCAGUUUAAAGACAAGGGGGUUCCAGAGCAAAUAUUAAACUAUUACCGAACCAAUGAAGUUGACCAAUUCCAGUACUCUAGACCUUUCAGAAAAGGGGAAAAGGAUCCGGACAAUGAGUUUGCAACCAUGUGGAUUGAGAGAACCACUUAUUUUACCGCCUAUCGCUUCCCUGGAAUUCUGAAAUGGUUUGAAGUCAAAUCUGUCUCAGUGGAGGAGAUCAGUCCAUUGGAGAACGCCAUCGAGACCAUGGAGAUGGCCAAUGAAAAGCUGAGUAACCUGGUGCAGCAGCAAGCCUGUGAUCGCUCUUUGUCCAUCAACCCACUGUCCAUGAUGCUCAGCGGCAUUGUUGACCCUGCCGUCAUGGGAGGCUUCUCAAACUAUGAGAAGGCCUUUUUUACUGACACCUACAUCCACGAGCACCCAGAAGACCGCGAGCGUAUCAAGGUCCUUAAACACCUCAUCGCCCUGCAGAUCCCUGUCUUGGCAGAUGGUAUUCGCAUCCACGGGGAGAAGACGACAGAGCAGCUGAAGCCCUUACACAACCGUCUGGUUACAUGCUUCCAGGACCUUCGGGAGAAAGUGGAGAAGCAUUACGGCGUCAUAACCUUGCCCUGCUCCCUCACUGAGAGGAAGAAGAGUCGCGUGGGCUCUGUUGUGAUGCCCUACAUCCUGUCCUCCACACUGCGUCGCAUGUCCACCGUCUCAACCCUCUCCAACGCCUCUUCGGCCCUCUCUAGUGGCUCGGCAUCAUCUGACGGACCUUCGUGCAUUUCCUCCCAAGAUUCCUUGUUGUCCCGCCCCAGCGAUCGCAGGACCUCUGUGUUGUCCCGCUCAGAGGAGGACAACCGGAUUGCGAGGAAAAAUAGGAAAGAGUGGAGCGUGAGCAAGUCUCAGGUCCUGCUGGAGAGACAGUCGGAUGCAGAUGAGACUCCUGCUGAGAAGCAGCAACGACCCAAGAGUUUACAAUUAGGAGACAGACGGCUCACUCUCUCCUUAUUCCACGGUGUCUCCUCUCAGCUCAGCCUGUCCAACCCCCUCAGUCCUCUUCCUGCCUCUCCCCACACACCUCAUACUCCACGCAGCUCAAGCUUUUCAUCACUACUCAGUGACAAUGAUGCCAAUGCCAUUGACACCCCAGGGACCCCUCCACCGAUGCCUCCAAAGAAACACCCACAUGAGAUUGACAACACAGGCUUCUCUUCAGAGUUCACUCCUCCGCUACCAAUGAAAGUUGAUAGCAAGCCUCCGCCGCCGCCUCCAAAAACACGCAAGUCCAUGUUCCCCUCAUAUGAGCACAGCCCCCAGUAGCGCAGCACAGACUAUAAAGUUUCUUCCCUGUUAGACAGUAGACCACCACGGUUAUCUAGAGAUGCAGGAUCAUCUGAGUCACGUAGUUACUGGUUCAUAUGCAGUUCAAAGAUCUUUUUGUAAACCUCAAGGAAAGAUAAUGUGGCAUACGAUUUUGGCCACCAGUUUUGUAUGUAUAUUGAUUUUAUAUAUAUAUAGAGAGAGAUUUUUUCUCAAUCGAGGAAAAAAAAAGCUUGGCGCUGCUUUACGGCAUUCCAUAUUUUAACAUGAUGAAGCUGUACUGCAUACUUUAUAUUGAUCAAAAGCAGGGACUACGUUGUGCAUGAUAUAACUGCUGAGUGUUGCUGUUAUUGUGUCCAAUGGCGGUGUGGGUGUUAUGAUCUAAUCCUUAAUAUUUCAAAGACACUGGAUGGCAUAAUUAAAUGUGCUGCACAUUUUUUUGCUGUUUGUUUAUGAUGUGGAUACUGUAACGUUUUUGCCUCCAAAUAGCAUCAUGUUGAUGUACAUUGGAGGGAAGCUUUUUGCUCAAAGGAAUAGUUUGACAUUUAUAUCAAAACCAAGCUCAAACCGCAAACUUCUGCAACUGUAGAGUAAAUAUUGUAUAUAGCCUGGGUCAUUUGGUGUAGCUUCAAACGUGAGUGAAAACAGGGAGAACCGCCAAGCAGAGUAACAAUUGGCUAUCUUUAAAGCUAAACUGAAUCAAAUCAUUAUUUGGCAAUAUUACAACUAAUGGUUUUAUUCUUUAAUGGUUAGCACAAUUUGCCAUUGAAAUGAUAAUGUUUCAUCAAGUUCUUGUCAAAUAGAAGAUAAAACAUUCAUGUCUGGUCAAAUUUAGGAUUUCAAAAGUUUUAAAAUAAACUCUUGGCAUGAGGCCAACCUUUGAUCCCUGACCAACAGCAACAGAGUAGACGUGGUUGGGGAGGAGGCUGCAGAAUUUGAGCAUAUCGGGCAAGAGAAGAAGAAUACAGAUUUACCCUGUACACAACUUGAGAUUUAUGGAGUAUUUUAUUAAAAGAAACUUACUAUAGUGCCCAACUUGUACCCCUUUUCCACUGCAGCGAACUUUGGUGCUGGUGCAGAGUUAGGCCCUGUCCACACGGGAACGUUCUUGGGAUUUUAUUUUUUUGUGCCGGAUUAGUAAAUAGUUGCAUCCAGACGGGAAAGGAUAACUGAGUGAAAACGAUGCAAUACACAGGGCACACCUGCAGUACGUGUGCCGCUGUGAACACACACGCAGAACCACGUGACACACCAAACCAUAGAAGAAGAAAGAACGCAUGCGUAUAAGUCAGUCAUCUUUUACUUUCCAAGGCUCGUCUAGAUUUUCGAGAAGUGGAAUUACUUCUGCGAAUCAUUAUGGAGUAUAAGACAAUAAAAUAGGAGAAUGUGGACUGCGGUGAGCCUGAAUAUUCAGAUAUUAUGUUUGCUUUUCGUCAAAGCUCACUUCUAGUCACGUGCCGGCGACGAGGCGGCAGUGGGUCGUUGACGUCAUCGUUCUCGUGUAGAGCUGUGUACAUGGCAAAGACAAGCCGGCGUUUUCAGAUUUUCCCACUCUGGAAGCCGUUUUCAAGAAAUACCGGUUCAGGCCACCCAGAACGCUGGUCCCAUGUGGAUGAGAGGCUGAAAUGAUAAAAUACUUUGCCGUUUUGACCUGAAAACGUUUCCGAGUGGAUAGCCCCCUAGAGUUGAACCAGUGUUGGCUGUGAACAGGCUUAACAGGAUUAAUUUUCCAUUAUCCUGGGGAGCCGUGUCAUUACGUCACAAGGCUUAUGCCUCCAAUCAGGAAAUAACAAAAGGGAGAUCAGCGUGAGUCACGCAAAUUAAAUAAUGUUUAUUUUGUCAAAUGUCCCAAUGAAAAGCAAUGAGUUGCCUGGAGCUUUUAUUUUGACGAUUCCUAGAAUUGGACAAACUACCAGGCAUCAAUAAUUAAAAAAAAUAAAUACUUGCAGCUGUUAUUGCGUGUAAUCUUCAAGAAUAACUACAGUAUUUGUUCUUGAAUGUUACCAUAAAUCAGUGAUCAAACACAGCUCUCUCUCGGAGAUGAAACACUUCCUGCUCUCCUAAAAUACUUCUGUCCACGAGGAUGGUGCGAUUGUAUUGUAGAAAUAACCACAAAAAACCAUAAUGUGAAUGCAGUAAGUGUGGAUUAAAAAAUGAACCUAGAUGGUGACUUUCAUGUUUAUAUUUCUAGUGUGUAUGUGGUGGAAACACACUACUUCAUAUCAGAUAGUGAUUUAGUAAUACAUUUAAAUUUUAAUAAUCCUCAACAUCAUUCACUGAAUUGUUUGACGGACGUUGUGGUCUGAGGAGCAAAAAUAUUUUCAGACAUUUGCAUAAUAGGAUGGUAAAAUUGUGACAUCUGCUGACUAAAUUAAAUCUGCUCUGGCUCUCAUAUUUACAAAAAAAGAGUCAGUGAAGUCAAAACGGAGGUAAAAGGCAGGUAUUUACUUGAGGUAACACCUUCCCCCACUUCAUUAUGCAAAGGCUUCAGCACUCAGCCAAACAAGCUUUUAAAGCCAGAGUUGAACCAAAAACUGCGUCUCCAUUUCAGCACCCCUGUGGAGCCAUGAUAAUGGAAAACAAAAGCUCAGAAAACUUACUCUGAACCAGGUCCGAACCAGCCACAGUGGAAAAGGGUUAUGGAAUGCAAUAUCACUUAACAAGCCCCUGAAAUGAGCAGGAUAGGGCCCUUUAAUGUUUUCAUCCCCCUGUCGCAGUUGUCAUGCAAAUCAAAUCAAACAGGCAUCCUGCUGCGGAUAUGCCAAAAGUCAAUUGCCAUUCUGUCUGCUAAAAGUGACACGCAACUGUGAUCAACUGCGCAUAUCAGGGCAUAUCAAUAUCAAAUUAUUCCUUUGAAGAAUCCUAAACACUGUAUGGUACAAGAAUGGAUGCGUUUUGAAAUGUUGAAGAAUUUCCUUUUUAUUCACUUCAUUCCUGAAAUUUAAGUUAUUGCUCAUCUUUUUUUUUUUUCCAAUACUUGUAUUGUUUUGCACAACAGCAGUGUGUCGAGAGAUGGUUUAUUUUUAUGCAACAUACAGUACAUCAGAACAUACAUGUAUAUACAGUACACUGUGUACCUUCAGAUUGCCAAAAACUGUACAGUGUGACCUCAACACAUUUACCAAGCAUCAAAUGGAUUUCAAUUAAGUUGUCAGUAUUUUCAUUGUAUUUGUAGCUUUUAAGUUGUUUUACAAGGGAUUUACAUUUUCUACUGCACACACCAAUCAAUAAAUGUUUGA